ACAUUUAGGAGAAACAUCAGUGUCCAGCUCCCACCCUCCAAGGGAGUCCAGGAGUGGGGCUGUGUCAGGGGCAUGGAUGCUAUCCCCCAGGGGUCUCUGCUGCCGGCUACACUCCUCUCCACGUGCUUUCCUUUAGGAUCACUGCCGCCGCCAAGGCGCCGAAGGUGGGGCCCCGCGUGGCUGCAGCCCGGGCCCCCAGAGCGCCCCCGGCGCCCGUGGCUUUCGCCUUGACGCAGCCGCCAUGGCGCAGGAGAACGCGGCCUUCUCACCCGGGCCGGAGGAACCGCCGCGCCGCCGCGGCCGGCAGCGCUACGUGGAGAAGGAUGGCCGCUGCAACGUGCAGCAGGGCAACGUGCGCGAGACAUACCGCUACCUGACCGACCUCUUCACCACGCUCGUGGACCUGCAGUGGCGCCUCAGCCUGCUCUUUUUCGUGCUCGCCUACGCGCUCACCUGGCUCUUCUUCGGCGCCAUCUGGUGGCUAAUCGCCUACGGUCGCGGCGACCUGGAGCACCUAGAGGACACAGCAUGGACACCUUGCGUCAACAACCUCAACGGCUUCGUGGCGGCCUUCCUCUUCUCCAUCGAGACGGAGACCACCAUCGGCUACGGGCACCGUGUCAUCACCGACCAGUGCCCCGAGGGCAUCGUGUUGUUGCUGCUGCAAGCCAUCCUGGGCUCCAUGGUGAACGCUUUCAUGGUGGGCUGCAUGUUUGUCAAGAUCUCGCAGCCCAACAAGCGCGCCGCCACGCUGGUCUUCUCUUCGCACGCAGUGGUGUCACUGCGCGACGGGCGCCUCUGCCUCAUGUUUCGCGUGGGCGACCUGCGUUCCUCGCACAUAGUCGAGGCCUCCAUCCGCGCCAAGCUUAUCCGCUCACGGCAGACGCUGGAAGGCGAAUUCAUCCCGCUGCACCAGACCGACCUCAGCGUGGGCUUCGACACGGGCGACGACCGCCUCUUCCUCGUCUCGCCGCUAGUCAUCAGCCACGAGAUCGACGCCGCCAGCCCCUUUUGGGAGGCUUCGCGCCGCGCCCUUGAGAGGGACGAUUUCGAGAUCGUUGUUAUCCUCGAGGGCAUGGUGGAAGCCACGGGAAUGACAUGCCAAGCUCGGAGCUCCUACCUGGUGGAUGAGGUGCUAUGGGGUCACCGCUUCACAUCAGUACUGACCCUGGAGGACGGCUUCUACGAGGUGGACUAUGCCAGCUUCCAUGAGACCUUUGAGGUGCCCACACCUUCAUGCAGUGCCCGGGAGCUGGCCGAGGCCGCAGCCCGCCUUGAUGCCCACCUCUACUGGUCGAUCCCCAGCCGGCUGGAUGAGAAGGUGGAGGAGGAGGGCUCAGGAGAGGGGUCAGGUGGGGGUACAGGGGCUGACAAGGAGCAAAAUGGCUGCCUGCCACCCCCGGAGAGUGAGUCCAAGAUGUGA
Messenger RNA from Orycteropus afer afer, 1423 nucleotides. RefSeq names its product potassium inwardly rectifying channel subfamily J member 9 (gene KCNJ9). The record is from RefSeq and is a predicted model, not a curated record. Gene Ontology annotation, molecular function: G-protein activated inward rectifier potassium channel activity. Gene Ontology annotation, biological process: regulation of monoatomic ion transmembrane transport; potassium ion import across plasma membrane. Gene Ontology annotation, cellular component: plasma membrane. Lineage: Eukaryota; Metazoa; Chordata; Mammalia; Tubulidentata; Orycteropodidae.